GGAGCACGUGGUUUGGAACGGCCGCCGCGUGCUUUCCUCCUUUCCCGCCCCGCUCUCGCCAACGCCCCCUCUUUCUUCACGAUGGCCGCGGCCGGGGAGCAACCACCACAAGCGGGCGGGGUGAAACGAAGAGGGAAGGCCCAGUACGUGCAGGCUAAGAGGGCCCGGCGCGGGGGUGGCGGCGGCGGCGGCCCUAGGCAGCUCGAGCCCGGGCUUCAGGGCAUCCUCAUUACCUGCAACAUGAAUGAGCGCAAGUGCGUGGAGGAGGCCUACAGCCUUCUCAACGAGUACGGGGACGCCCUGUACGGGCCCGAGAAGUUUGUAGACAAAGAUAAGCAACCAUCUGGAAGUGAGGAGGAAGAGGAAGAUGAUGCAGAAGCUGCCUUGAAGAAGGAAGUCAGUGAGAUACAGGCCUCUACAGAAUUGAGAUUAAGACGAUUCCAGUCAUUGGAGAGUGGAGCAAAUAACGUGGUCUUCAUUAGAACACUUGGCAUAGAACCUGAGAAACUUGUACAUCAUAUCCUAAAGGAUAUGUACACAACAAAGAAGAAGAAAACACGGGUUAUUCUACGCAUGUUGCCCAUUUCUGGCACAUGCAAAGCUUUCUUAGAAGAUAUGAAAAAAUACGCUGAAACCUUCUUGGAACCUUGGUUUAAAGCACCAAAUAAAGGGACAUUCCAGAUUAUUUACAAAGCACGAAAUAAUAGUCACAUGAGCAGAGAAGAAGUUAUUAAAGAACUAGCAGGCAUAGUGGGCUGCCUCAAUCCUGAAAAUAAGGUUGAUCUUAGUAAUCCCCAGUAUACCGUCGUGGUAGAAAUCAUUAAGGCUGUCUGCUGCCUGAGUGUCGUCAAAGAUUACAUGUUGUUCAGAAAAUACAACCUUCAGGAAGUGGUCAAAAGUAACAAAGAGGGGUCUCAGCCAAACCCUGGCCAGGAUGCACAAGUAAGAAACGGAAACAAGAUGGCAUCAGAGUUUGGAAACACAGACAAGGAGGAUCUCAAGUCAGAUGACUCUGCAGAAGAAAAAAAUAAUCCCCAGGUGAUGGUAGAGGGUAGUAAAGAGAAGACCCAGGUAGAGAGUGAGAAAGGAGCCAAAUCUGAAAAUGGAAGCCAAGUUAUGGAAGGCUCUAAAUCGAAUGAAAGUGACCUGGUCUUGGAGGAAAAUUAACAGUUGGAGCAGGAAGUAGUAAGAUAAGAGGCAUAUUCCAAAGAUGGGCCCAGAAUGUUGAGAGUAUUUUCGAGUAAUGAAACUUGCCCUGGAGGCGAGUUUCAUCUAAAGUUUUUCAGUUAUGGAACUACUAGAAAUACAAUGCCAUAUUUCACCAGCAACUCUGUUGGUUGAUUCAGUAAUGGACAGAAUAGUGUGGUGGUUCUCUCUCCCCUUCCCACCACCACAGGGAGUGAUUAUUUGGUUAAAUUUCUUAUUGACUCCCAAAAGCAUUUUUCCAUCAUCUAGAUUAGUAUUAGCUUGGGGACAACAUCCUAAAAUUCCUAAAAGAAAAUAGGAUUUUAGUUUUUGGGCCACUGUUUAAAGACAGGAAAGUUAAAUGUGGCACAACUUUUCAUAUCUGAGCAAGGUUUAACUUAGAAGUUGUUAGAUUCUUAGAAUGUCUGCAUUUUCAAGAUUUGUGUGAAAUAAAGGAAGAGUUUAUGCACAUUAUUAGCAGUAUCUCUUAGGGACAUAGGGUGAAAAUGCUUUUUAUAUAAAGUUCCAGCUGAUGCCCAGCUUCAAGGAAGAUGGUGUAGAAGCACCCGACUCAGGAUCCCUUGGAACUUAAGGACUUCUGAGCAUCCAUAUAUGUUGCCAUAAAGUUGGGUCAACUUUACAUUUUAAUUUUGAGAGCUCCUCUAGAAAGAUAAUUUUCUUUCAUUUUCAAAAUCUUAGAUCUUUCAUAUUUAUUUCUGUGGUUUUGGUACUAUCUGAAUAUGAUGUUUUUCAUAAGCAGCGCUUCCCCAAGUUAGUCAUUGGUACUGCAUCAGGCUUUGUGAUAAACUGAAUUAGUUUAUUUAAAGGUUUGUUUUCAGUUUUAUAAACUGUUUUCUCACACUGACAUUUCACUUUUAAAUGUCAAAAUUCCAUGGUGCAAAAUUGAUAAGCUCAGAUUAUCUUACCAUGUAGAGAAGAGGGUCAACUGUGUCUUCAGGCAAUGUUUCAUUAAUGCUGAUGUUAACUAUAAUUUGUAAAUGUCCUCAAGGCACAAUUCUUUUCCUUAUUGUUUUGGUUAAAUAUUUGACUGUAAUCCUCAGCAAGAUACUGUUUGUUUUUCAUUGAUACUUUUUCAAAAAUGCAAAAGUAAAUUUCCCUUACAGAAA
Messenger RNA from Trichosurus vulpecula (common brushtail), 2312 nucleotides. It is a transcript of the gene THUMPD1, whose product is annotated as THUMP domain containing 1. Gene Ontology annotation, molecular function: RNA binding. The record is from RefSeq and is a predicted model, not a curated record. Gene Ontology annotation, biological process: tRNA modification. NCBI's taxonomy places the organism in Eukaryota, Metazoa, Chordata, Mammalia, Diprotodontia, Phalangeridae. Bases 82 to 1167 code for a protein of 361 amino acids. The transcript has 4 exons.